This is a messenger RNA of Trichechus manatus latirostris (Florida manatee), 2618 nucleotides long. Its product is annotated as protocadherin gamma-A2. The record is from RefSeq and is a predicted model, not a curated record. Gene Ontology annotation, molecular function: calcium ion binding. Gene Ontology annotation, cellular component: plasma membrane. NCBI's taxonomy places the organism in Eukaryota, Metazoa, Chordata, Mammalia, Sirenia, Trichechidae. Gene Ontology annotation, biological process: homophilic cell-cell adhesion.
CGGAGAAAAAGACUGCAGCAGAGAGAAAUGGCGGCUCAGAAAAAAAUUCCCACCCUGCAGAAGGCUGGCGCUGCCAUGCUUUCUUUUGGCGGCCCUGUGGGAGGCCGCGGCUGGGCAGAUGCGCUAUUCUGUGCCAGAAGAGAUCGACAAAGGCUCUUUCGUGGGCAACAUGGCCAAAGACUUGGGGUUGGAGCCCCUGGUACUGGCAGAGCGGGGAGUCCGCAUCAUCUCCAGAGGCAGGACGCAGCUUUUCUCUCUGAACCCGCGAAUGGGCAGCUUGAUCACGGGGGGCAGGAUAGACCGGGAGGAGCUCCGCGCUCAGCGCGCGCGCUUUUUGAUUAAUUUUAACAUACUACUGGAAGAUAAACUGAAUAUUUAUUCACUAGAGGUGGAAAUAACAGAUAUUAACGAUAACGCCCCUCGCUUUGGAGUAGAAGAAUUGGAACUAAAAGUUAGUGAAACUACUACACCAGGAUUCCGGAUUCCUCUGAAGAGUUCUCAUGAUGCGGACGUAGGAGAGAACGCCCUCCAGAAGUACGAACUCAACCCAAAUGACCACCUCUCUCUGGAUGUGCGAAGCGGUGCGGAGGGGAUCAAGUCCCCGGAGCUGGUGCUGCAGCGCGCCCUGGACCGCGAAGAAGAGGCUGUUCACCUCUUGGCUUCCGACCGGGGCGACCCUGUCCGAUCCGGCACCUCACGAAUCCGCGUGACAGUCCUGGAUGUGAACGACAACGCGCCUGUUUUUUCUCAGCCUGAGUACCCUGUAAGUGUUCCGGAGAAUAUGCCUGUAGGUAUCUGGAUACUCACGGUAACCGCCACUGACGCAGAUGAGGGAUACAACGCUCAAGUAGCAUUUUCAAGAGAAAAAAAACCUGGAGAAACCGCAGAGAUAUUUGAGCUUAGGUCGACAUCUGGAGCUAUAGUGAUCAUAAAAAAUCUACAUUAUGAAGAUGCCAAAUUCCGUGAAAUUGAUAUUGAAACUCAGGAUGGUCCGGGCCUUCUGACCAGAACGAAGGUCAUUGUCACAGUUCUGGACGUGAAUGACAAUGCCCCAGAAUUUUACAUGACAUCUGCUACUAGCUCAGUUCCUGAAGACUCUCCCCCAGGAACCAUAAUUGCACUUUUCAAUGUACAUGACAGAGACUCUGGGCAGAACGCAUUUAUGGCAUGUUCACUCCCGGAGAACCUUCCCUUUAAGUUAGAAAGGUCAGUGGACAAUUACCACCGACUUGUUACAGCUAAACCCCUGGACAGGGAACAGAUUUCCUCUGACGACAUCACUGUGACGGCUAAAAAUGGAGGGAACCCAUCUCUGGCCACAGAUACUCAAGUUUUACUGCAGGUGACAGACAUCAAUGACAACCCGCCUGCCUUCCCUCACACAUCCUAUUCUGCCUACAUUCCCGAAAACAAUCUCAGAGGUGCCUCGAUCUUUUCUGUGACGGCCCAUGACCCCGACAGCGACAACAACGCCCGGGUAACUUAUUCCUUGGCCUAGGAAACCAUCCAGGGGGCACCCAUGUCCUCCUAUGUCUCCAUGAACUCUGACACAGGAGUCCUAUACGCUGUCUCCUUUGACUUUGAGCAGUUCCAAGACCUGCAGCUGUGGGUGACAGCAAGGGACAAAGGGGACCCACCCCUCAGCAGCAAUGUGUCUCUAAGCCUGAUUGUGCUGGACUAGAAUGACAACAUGCCCGAGAUCCUGUACCCUUCCCUCCCCACUGACGGGUCCACUGGCGUGGAGCUGGCAGCAAGCUCUGCAGAGCCCGGCUACCUGGUGACCAACGUGGUGGCUGUGGACCGCGACUCAGGUCAGAACGCCUGGCUGUCCUACCGCCUGCUCAAGGCCAGCGAGCCAGGGCUCUUCGCUGUGGGUGUGCACACGGGGGAGGCCCAGGACCACGGCCAGCCUCCUCUUUCGGCCACGGUCACGCUCACCGUGGCAGUGGCGGACAGCAUCCCCGACCUCCUGGCCGACCUAGACAGCCUCGAGCCCUCCCACGACCCUGACGCCUCCGACCUCACGCUGUACCUGGUGGUGGCUGUGACCGCGAUCUCCUGUGUCUUCCUCGCCUUUGUCAUUGUGCUCCUGGCGCUCAGGGUGCGGCGCUGGCACAAACCUCGGCAGCUUCAGACCGCCAGCGGCGGUACGGCCGCCACGGCCGCCAAGCGCUUUGUGGGCAUGGAUGGGGUUCAAGCCUUCCUGCAAACCUAUUCCCACGAGGUCUCCCUCACCGCCGACUCGCGGAAGAGUCACCUGAUCUUCCCUCAGCCCAACUAGGCCGAUGCGCUCAUCAGCCAGGAGAGCUGUGAGAAAAAGGAUUUUCUGUCGGCAUCUCAAUCUCUACUUGAAGGCAAAGGAAAAGAAACCGUUUCUCAGGUAAACUAGCUCUUCGCAAUGUAUUUAGGAGAUAGUUUGCUAAAACAAAUAAAUUUCCCAUUUUACUUAACUUAGCUACCGCCACCUUUUACUGUCUCCUCUAUUUCCUGUAUUUCCUUGAGAAUAUAUUCAACUUUUAGAAAAUGAGUCCUGAUGAAUUAUUUCCAAAUAGUUUUAAGUGUCCACAGAAUGUAAGAAGAGGAGGGAUUAGAAUCAUUGUAGAAUGUGCCAAUCGGAA